Messenger RNA from Elaeis guineensis (African oil palm), 1439 nucleotides. RefSeq names its product isopentenyl phosphate kinase. Gene Ontology annotation, biological process: terpenoid biosynthetic process. The record is from RefSeq and is a predicted model, not a curated record. Gene Ontology annotation, molecular function: isopentenyl phosphate kinase activity; kinase activity. Gene Ontology annotation, cellular component: cytosol. Lineage: Eukaryota; Viridiplantae; Streptophyta; Magnoliopsida; Arecales; Arecaceae.
CGGCCGUUACUUUCUACCUAGACCCGAAGUUCUUUCGCUCCAAACUCCGGUCCGGUAGCUCGUCGACUCCCGAGUCCACCGUCCAGAUCCUACUCCCUCCGCGCGCGCCGGUCGGAAGAAACAAUGGGAGACGAAGCGGGGAAGCCGAAUGCCAUCCUAUCCUCCUCCUCUACCUCCGAUCAAACCCUAAGAGCGCUCAAACCCCUCCGCUGCAUCGUUAAACUCGGUGGUGCUGCGAUCACCUGCAAGGACGAGUUGGAGAGCAUAAAUGAGGAGAAUCUUCGAUCGGUUUGUGCGCAGCUGAGGCAAGCCAUGACGCCUUGCAAGAGUUCCUCUCCAGCAAAAAAUUUGGGGAUGGAUUGGAGCAGACGGCUCGGAAAUCCGCCUGUUUCGACCAUCGAUGAAUUCAGAAACAAACAGGCAUUGGAUCUGGAUAACAAUUUCAUUAUAGUCCAUGGAGCAGGUUCUUUUGGACAUUUUCAAGCAAGCAGAUCUGGGGUCCAUAAGGGAGGACUGAAUUUGCCUCUUGUUAAGGCUGGUUUUGUGGCUACACGCAUUUCUGUGACAUCACUCAACCUUGAAAUUGUGAGAGGUCUUGCUAGAGAAGGGAUACCAUCAGUUGGAAUCUCACCGUUUGCCUGUGGAUGGUCUACUUGUCAAAAAAAUAUUGCUUCAGCUGAUGCUUCUCAGAUCAUAAAGGCUCUCAAAGCUGGUUUUGUCCCGAUUUUGCAUGGAGAUGCAGUGCUGGAUCACUUGCAGGACUGCACCAUAUUGAGUGGAGACGUGAUUAUACGCCAUCUUGCACAGCUGUUGAUGCCCGAAUAUGUUGUAUUUCUUACAGAUGUUCUAGGAGUAUAUGAUCGCCCACCAACAGAUCCAAAUGCCAUGCUUCUCAGAGAGAUUGAGGUUGCUGAAGAUGGAAGCUGGUCCAUCGUGAAGCCUAAUCUACCACAUGCCAAAGGGGCAGAUUGGUGCAUUCUGCAUGCAGUUGAGAUCACAAUUGCAGCUCAUGAUACAACUGGGGGGAUGGAGACCAAAAUAUCUGAAGCCGCAAUGAUAGCAAAACUCGGGAUUACCGUCUACAUAACAAAGGCUGGUACAGAUCACUCGCUGAGAACCCUCAAGGGGGAAAUUCACAGCAGUCCUGAUGAUUGGCUUGGCACUGUUAUCCGCUCUAGGCGGAUUUCUUCAUCUAAGUGAUCAAGAAUUUGCGAAAACAAAAGUUCUGAAAUUAUUAUCAGCUGGUCAUUAUUGUACUUUUUGAAUCUUACAUACUAGAUAUCGCAUACAUGAACUGUAACAUUAUGCCUGGCCGGUUUCGGUGAAUAUGAACUGUUCAGUUCGCUGAAUUACAUGCUCAGAAAAUGGAAUGUGUAUUUUCAAGGAUUUCGCACAACACUGAUGCAAUUUUGACUUUCUUGAGAAAGCCUUUUAUCCUU